Messenger RNA from Astrephomene gubernaculifera, 658 nucleotides. Lineage: Eukaryota; Viridiplantae; Chlorophyta; Chlorophyceae; Chlamydomonadales; Astrephomenaceae. The record is from the annotation of a GenBank genome assembly.
GCCUUAUGGUAACCUGGACACUAAAGUGAUGAGUGACCUUUGCAGCAAUGCGAAUCUCAUGUGUCAACGUCAAUGCGCAACACGUAGAAGAGUCUGAGUACUUUGUUUGUAAAAUUGGGAUGCACGUGCUUUAAGUUGCAGCCAAUAUGGUUUCACACGCUUGGCAAGAUUUCGGCCAAAAGGUCGACCUAACAGCGCGCAUCCGUGAAAUCCUUCUCAACUAUCCCGAGGGGACGUCCAUCCUUAAGGAGCUAGUCCAGAAUGCCGACGACGCCCGGGCCACAUGCAUCAAGUUCUGCCUGGAUUGCCGGCAGCACCCCACGGGCUCCCUGCUGGCGCCCUCGCUGGCCCCCUUCCAGGGCCCCGCGCUGCUUGCCUUCAACGACGGCGUGUUCAGCGAGCGGGACCUGCAGUCUAUCAGCCGCAUCGGGGACAGCAAGAAGAAGGAGGAGCAGGGCAAGACGGGGCGGUUCGGCGUGGGCUUCAACUCCUGCUACCACCUGACGGACGUGCCCAGCUUCGUGUCGGGUCGGCACCUGGUCAUUUUCGACCCGCACUGCAAGUACCUUCCCAACAUCUCCUCUACCAACCCAGGGAAGCGCAUCGACUUUGUGCAGUACGGCGAUGUGGCAGCGCAGUUCGCGGAUCAGGUGGCGCC